This is a messenger RNA of Aspergillus sclerotioniger CBS 115572, 1858 nucleotides long. RefSeq lists its product as uncharacterized. The record is from RefSeq and is a predicted model, not a curated record. The transcript is spliced from 4 exons. The coding region runs from base 240 to 1739 and encodes 499 amino acids. Lineage: Eukaryota; Fungi; Ascomycota; Eurotiomycetes; Eurotiales; Aspergillaceae.
GCCUAGUUUCUUUACAGCUCUGGAAAGGGAUAUCGCUGAAUUAAAUACAAGGUAUGUACUCGAUAUUGACAUGCUACGCGGACAUGUAGCUUCAUCUGGUUCCUAGAUCCUACGCGUAUGCUUUGUUUAUGAACCAUAAGCAAUGACAAAGAAAGUUCUGUCUCACCUUACUUGCAAUCCUACCAGCCCGGAGGCUGCCUCUUUCAACGACCACCUGCAGUUCACUACAUGUCAGAACAAUGGAUCUUCUACCCUAUGAAAUCCUUUGCAAGAUUGCCUCCUAUCUAGCGUACAGCCAAGAUCCAGAAAGAAAACCGUUUUAUGCGUCCGGGCCUUGGGAUUCCCCCAACCUUGCCUUAUAUUCUACUAUUUCAAGGAAGUGGCAGGUAGUUGUGGAGCAUAUUAUUUGGGAAUGGGUCCUCCUCUUAAAAGCUGACUCCACGGCCAAGCUCGCCGAAUACACGAGAGGGAGUCCCGCGCGGCAUGCCAGAGUUGGAUACAUUCGACAUAUUCUCUGGGAGGUCCAAGUGAGCACGUCUCAGAUUGAACAGACAUUCCAUGAUCAUUUCUGGGACCGGGCAAAAAAGCUUGUCGCUUGUCAUACUCAGCAGUUCUGUAUCUCCCUCCUCCCCUUAUUCCAGGUUUUGCAUUCCUGGGACAGACAAAAUCCUGGCCUCGAGCUGAUCCUUUCUGAAUGUGAACCGGUUUCUUUACCCUUCUAUGGCCGUGAAGCAGGUAAUAAUGUCAGCCUAUACGAUAUGAAACAUCUUUACGUUGCCGGACGGCACCCGAUGAUGUUUUAUCUGACUGCGAAGAACCUCAAAAGGUUCCCUAAACCACGAUGCAUCACAUCGCUUCAGAUCUCUAAGAUAACGCCACUUUUCAUUUGGCCAUCCGCAGUCCUCCAGAUUGUGAAUAUCCUACCGAAUGUGAAUGAUGUCUCAUUCAUCAACUUUGUCUGGGAAGACACUUUUCACAAAGCUCUAUCCGAUCUAAGAGAGGAUACCGCGAAGCAUCUGGCUCAGGUACCGCGCUCUGUGGAAACAUUUAGAUAUACCAGCUGCUUCAGCCAAAGGCACUGCUACAAUCCCACUGGCAAUUCAAUCAACUGCCUAAUGGGUUCCGAUAAGCUGGAUAAUCACUCAAUCGCACUGCGCAAAUUUAGCACACAGCUACGAGAGCUCCGACUCCAUAACGUCCGGAUUAGCAGCGCCCUCUUUUGGCCAUCAGGAGAAAACGAUACCGAUACUCCAUACUGGCCAAAACUUGAAGUAAUCAAAGUCCUUGAUAUACCUCCCCUCAACGCCGACGGAACUUGGAUGAUUCAUAAUGACCCAUUGAAGGUUGUAGGAUGCGCCGAACUCGCACGGCAGAUGUGGGCCGCCUGGAGGAAUCCAUAUUCUGCUGGUCGUUGGUACGGUCAGCGAGGGCUCAUACAGAGUACCGAGGUGGACACGCUCUACCAGGCCAUGGGUAAAGCGGCGCACCAGAUGCCCCGUCUACGACUUUUGGAGUCCUCAUUCUGUACGGAGUCCGAUGUGUCCCGUGAAUGCUUGAGAUUUGAACGUGACGACCUGACGGGACAUGGCCACCUGAUCAUUACCACGGAGUGGAAGUAUCGUCUGGGAGAAGAAGUGAUAUCAGCAUGGGGGUUGGAGGGAAAGAAGGCUGAGGAGUUUCGUCGCACUUGGAAUGUCAGAUACCCGUGGCACCCAUGCCGGUCGGAUAAGUGGGAAUAAUAUUGCUUUGCACUGGACAUUGAAUAAUUGAUCGCUUGGUUGUCAUAGUUGAAGAGAUAAAAUGUUCACCGUUUUACUUGACGUUUAACUCAAUGCCUUCCCUAAUUCCUUCUCCCGCC